AUGAGGGGGGAAAUCAGACGGUUAUUGAUCGGGAUUUUGUGCGGUCUGUUUGCGGUGGUUCGAUUGAAUUGGUUGGGGAUAUGCCUGCGGUUAUGGCAGGGGAAAGGAGAUUUCGGAUCCCGGGAUUUACGACUACGUUUUUGGCAUCGAGGGUUGAGGAUGAGAUACUCUGGGUUGAUUAAGGCAAGGAUACGAUAUUACAGCUUUCAUUGGAGGAUGCGGGUCUGGGAUUUGGAUACAACGGGGAUACGAUUUCAAGGGAUUUCGAUUACGAUCAUAUGGGCGCAUAAGGAAGAUUUGGGGUUGAUUCGAGAUCUCAAUAAGGAAGCUAAAAUUGAAUGGGAUUCGGGAAAUCAAGGGCAUACAAGGCAAGCAGAUGGGGUUAAAUUGCGACUUCGACAGAGAGAGCUUUCACAUUCUUCUCUCGGGCACUGUUAUUUGCUUUUACUCUCUCGGAUUAUUAUUCUUCUUGUUUUUCAUUUGGCAACUGGAGCGAUGUCGCAAGCUUCUAUGGUGAAACACGGUGAUUCGGGGAAGAAGGGGGUGGAAACGGUUCCAAAACGGCGAGUCAAGGUUCCGGCGUUUGACAACAAGGCAUUGAUUGAGGGUUACUCCAAAACGGUAAUUGGGAGAUGCUUCAAUCCUAGGAAACAGGACAUGAAGACUCUCCUUUUCAUGUUUCCUCGGAUAUGGCAGAUGGAGAAUCGGGUGGUGGGAGCUGAUCUCGGAUUGGGUAAAUUCCAAUUCGAUUUUGAGAAUGAAGAAGACAUCACUAGGGUUCUGACGAUGGAGCCGUUUCAUUUCGAUCACUGGAUGGUGGCGAUGUUCUGGGCAGAGCCGACCUUUCGGAGUAUAGGCGAGGAGCUUGGGGGAGUAGAGGAGAUAGACAUUCAUGGUGGUCGGGUGAAGGUGAUCCUAGAUGGGUUAAAACCCCUGUGCUUUGAAACGGAGCUCGACUUUGGUAAUGGGGUGGAGAUUCCGGUGAAGCUGUGGUACGAGAGGCUGUUUGGGUUUUGCAAGUUAUGUCAUAGCCUUUGUCAUGACGAAGAUGAGUGCGAGAAGCUGAUUGUCAGGAGGGUGCAACCUUCUGGAGGUGAUCGUCACAAUCCUUCCCAGGAUGACAGGGAGAGGAGACAUCAUAGCUACAGAGGCGCAGUCGAAUCGGAGGCGAGAAAAGGCUCGGAGCAGGAUAGUAAGAAGCGCAGUUUGGAUAAGGGGAAAGGGGUGGAGAAGGAGCAGCGAGGAGAGGGACACAGGUCACGAUCAGGACAUUACCACGGGGAGCCAUCGUACCGGUCUAGGCGUUAUUCCAGCUACUCCCAGCUCAACGAUCACAGACGCGUCACGUAUGAUGAGGAAACCGGUGAAGCGACUAUUGUGGAGCCCCCAGAAGCAAAGGUGGCUGGAAUUAGCAAAAAACUGGAAAUGGAAACUCGGGCCUCUGUCGAAGAAAGUGAAAUGGAAAUGGGAAUGGUGGCUGCGGAAAGGGAGAGUAUAGACCCUGGAUUGCUAGUGGAUGCAGAGUUUCAGCAGGCGGCUCUGGAGGCAGGAGAAGAGGUGACCGAGGAGGAGUUGGAGCUGAUGGAUGACCUGGAGGAGGAAACAGUGGAGAAGGAGGAUACGGCUGGAGAUCGAAGCCGCCGGGUUCGUGGGUCAGUGCUGGCUGGUGCAGGUUCCAAAAAGAGGAUUGCUCAGAUGCUGUCCACACCUAGGAAAAGGCAGGCGGCAAAGAAUGGUGAAGGAGGAAACCCGAAGCCCAGGGAGAUGGAGAAGGGAGGUCCAGCUGGGUCUAAGCCACCAAAACCAAAGAUUACCAAAUGAAGAUAAUAAGUUGGAAUUGUCAGGGACUUGGGAAUAAGUCAACAAUUGGGUAUCUUCGGGACAUUUGGAAGAAACAUAGGCCAGAAUUUUUAUUUUUAUCGGAAACAAAACAAUCUUCUCCUUUUUUAGAGCAAUUUCAAGCUCAUUUUGGUUAUAAUAAUUUGAUAACGGUUGAUCCAAUUGGUUGUAGUGGGGGGUUGGCAUUAUUCUAUAAUAAUAAUAUUUUUAAUGUUACUCUUU
Molecule: messenger RNA, 2061 nt
Organism: Capsella rubella
Lineage: Eukaryota; Viridiplantae; Streptophyta; Magnoliopsida; Brassicales; Brassicaceae
Exons: 3
Coding region: 1-1821 (606 amino acids)
Source: RefSeq, a predicted model, not a curated record